UAAAUAGAGUUCUAUUAGUCAAUAGUAAAUGUUAUUAGAGGUUCUCAUGGAGGUUUAUACGUCUGUGAAUAAGAUAGUGAUCAAUAAUGCUCACAAUUUCUUCAGGUGUGUAGCUAAAGUUCAAGCGUGCUCUUUUCCCCUGCAUUGCUAUUGCAUGCAAGUCGUAAGUCUUUGCUGCUUCUAUUUCAUCUAUAAAAGUGCCUAUGUACUUCUUCUCAUGAUUCACAUUGAUCAAGGCUUGCCAAUGAAUGUUGUUUUUAGUAAUUCCAAUGUAUUUGGACCUCCUUCCAAGGUACUUGUCUUUAGUAUACCUCGUCUUUUUAAUUGCUCGUUUGAAUGAACCAAGAGGGUUAUUGAGAAUAAUAUUGCGAAUUAUAGGAAGCCUAUCUGUAAUAUCAAGCCUCCAUGAACGAUUUCUCCUUUGCUUAACGACUUUAACUUCAGCUAAAUCAUCUUCAUUCUUUUCAGAUAAAGAAUA
Molecule: messenger RNA, 478 nt
Organism: Moneuplotes crassus
Lineage: Eukaryota; Ciliophora; Spirotrichea; Euplotida; Euplotidae
Source: the annotation of a GenBank genome assembly